Rhizoctonia solani is the source of this 2778-nucleotide messenger RNA. RefSeq names its product Serine/threonine-protein kinase. The record is from RefSeq and is a predicted model, not a curated record. The transcript has 3 exons. Bases 1 to 2778 code for a protein of 925 amino acids. Gene Ontology annotation, molecular function: ATP binding; protein serine/threonine kinase activity. Gene Ontology annotation, biological process: intracellular signal transduction; protein phosphorylation. Lineage: Eukaryota; Fungi; Basidiomycota; Agaricomycetes; Cantharellales; Ceratobasidiaceae.
AUGGCCCAGGUAGACGUAGAGCGUUCGGCUCUGCACUCGUUCGAGAGUGAACAGCAGCUCGAAGCCUUUAGGCAGCUCGAAGCCACCCUCGAUCAGCCAUUUCAUUUUGCCGACCAUCAGCCGAGUUCCCCCUCUCCUCAACCCACUCCCUUUGCUCAAUACACCCCCCUUGUCGGUCGCACAAUCGCUUCUCCAGCUGGGCCCCACUUUCGUCUUGCACUUCGGCGCGUCUUGGGAGUCGGCGCUUAUGGUGUGGUUUAUCUUGCCGAGCAGGUCGAGCGCGACGAGCACCAGUACGCAUGGGGGCCGCUUACCCGACGUGAGCGCGAACGAACCAUCUCUUCAGCAGGGCCUGUGUAUGCGGUCAAGGUUAUGCGUUGCGCUCCCAAGGGGUCAAGACAGCGCGCAUUUCAGGCACGCGAGGUGGCGUUGCAUCGGAAGGCGGACGGCCAUCCAGGGGUUGUCCCCCUGCAUGCGGUUUACGGAACCGGUCGCCCGCCCACAUACACUCAUCGCAAGCGCAAGACCUGGAACUCGCACUCCAAUUUCAUCCGACCUGAAGACGAACUCACUUGGGAACAGGAUGCUGAGCUAAGCGGCGGUCCUCUUCCCAUUCUCGAAGACGGCCGUGAAGAGGAGCUCGUGUUUAUGGUCUUGUCCUACAUCGGCGGAGGUGAUCUCUUCUCCAUGAUUGCCGAAAAACAACGAUACAUUGGCGAUGACGCUCUUGUCCGAUCCGUCUUUACUCAAUUGCUCGACGCCGUUCAGUGGUGCCACAUCCAGGGCGUACGGCACAGGGACUUGAAGCCUGAGAAUAUUCUGUGCGAGGAGGAUGGCAAGACAGUGUUUGUUAGCGACUUUGGACUUGCUACAUCAGACAGGCACAGUCGCGACUUUGGUUGUGGGAGUAGCUAUUAUAUGAGUCCUGAAUGCUACGGAGAUCCCGACUCACCAGUUACAUCACCUGCAUACAACACUCGCGCAAACGAUGUCUGGACACUCGGCGUAGUCCUCGUCAACCUGACCACUGGCCGAAAUCCUUGGGAAGCGGCCUCUCCUGUUGACCCGACAUUCAAGUCGUAUUGCGAUGACCCUGUCACCUUUCUCCCCUCGAUCUUGCCCGUCACCCCCGCUGCAAAUGAAGUGCUGACUCGCGUAUUCGAAAGGGACCAGAAGAAGAGGAUAACGAUCCCCGAGCUGCGGGAAAUGGUCGGCCGAGUCGAGCGCUGGACUUUGCGCGGCCAUGAAUUGGACGGGGCGUCCGAGGGUGCUAGGGACGUCGCGCGUGGAUGCGGACUUCUUGAUGUGCCGUCUGCUCCGAUCAGGGGUGGUAGCUCAGGGAUAGUUGAGCGCAGUCGGUUCAGCGAAGACACUCUGAUCUCAUCUGAUGAGGAUGACGAUAGCUCGGAUGGCGAGGUUGACUGGUACGCGCUCCGUCGCGCCAGUGUUGGCUCGGCCAGCAUGGAUAUGAACCGGUCUCGCCCUCUGAGCAAGAUCUUGUCCAACUCGCCGACACAGUUCACCCAACACCACGGUGGACGAGGCCGACACCAAGGCUCGGCCAGAGUCGACCCCGCGUUGGCCGAGAUUGUGAGUGGAUGGGGCGAUGACCAAACAACUCCCCGCGCACGAUUGGAUUCUACCCCGCGAGGGAUUAUCCCGCUUCGCGCACCUCGCUCGACGCCGUCUCUUCGUCAGACACCACUUCCUCUUCAAUUUGGAGAAUUCUUGGCCGGGUCGAUCUCGCCUAGUCAUUACAGGUCUCCUUCUCCCAACCGGUUGCGAUCCCCAUCACCUGGGCCGUUCAAUUCGACCUUUCCCUCCAAAAUUCCGGUUUACACCGGCCCGAGAGCGAGGACCGUCAGCUUUGACCCGCCCAAGACUGCAACUGAAAAUGGCGAUAGGCAGAGGAUGAAGAGUGCGCCUGCGAGCGAGGCUCCUGUUCCCCCCUGCACCAAAGCCAAAGAGUCGAGUGGUGGAUUUAUGGAUCGAUUGAGGAGUAGGACCUCGAUGCGAGAAUUGAAGAACAAAUGUUCCCUAGAGUUCAAGAAGCCCACGCCGAAAAUGCAAGAGAAGUCUGCUCCAGAAUCCAAGACCAAGCCCAAAGAACACGAAACCUGCAAACUUUUCUCCAAGUCGUCUCAUCGAGGCUUAUCCGCCAAGGCUACACUCUCGACUCGCGAGCUCAAUUCUAAGGCAUCGUUCUCCACGCUCUCGGUAACGUCGUCCGAGUCGAGUGGGUUCCCCGUCACGCCGCUCAAGGCCGAAGUCGUCCUCUCCUCGCCGCGAGUGAUCAUUUCCCAUCCGUCGGAUGGAAAAAUCUGGGACAUGUCACGCGCAUCAGGGAGCGAGGGCAGCGCAUGCGAUAGUUCGACGUGCUCGCAUGAUACUGUUCAUGUCCCAAUGGUCCUCGAUCCUGGCGCGCCGCUUUACGACCAUCAUCCGAUGUACCGAUUUGGCGAGCCAGGCAUGAUCUCGCCUUCUUCCCCCGCUGUUUCUCCCAGGUACGCGCGAAAGAGAACCGAGACGAGCCAAAAGGUGAAGCGCGUGCCCGUGCCUCCUAUCCCUUCUGAGCUUUUAGAGGAGCACGAGCGGCAGUUGACGGUCAAGCGCAGCGCGACCGGUCGCGACCGGUUGUUUGAUUCGGUGGCCGUUCCGGCUCCGGCUGCGGCUCAGGUUCCGACGGCCGACGUCAAGCACGGAUCCGAUGACGAACGAGCUGGACCGAGACGUCACGGCUUGUUGGACAAUGCACGGGCCUGGUUCCGUCGCAUCUAA